AUGAGGGGCCACCUGGAGAUCGCCAUCACCUGCGUCCUGCCGCCGCCCCUGCACCUCGUGCCAGAGACCAUCCUGCGCGGCGUCGCCGAAUCGGUUCUGUCGAGGCUGGCGGAGAAGAUGAAGCGGGACGUGGACGUCGGCCUCGGCGCUGACUUCAGGAGGUUUCACCGGGAGAAGGCGGCAGCGUCCAGGGCUAUGCCGACGCUGGACGAGACGGCAUCGAGCAGAGACCAAAGCCUCUGA
Messenger RNA from Miscanthus lutarioriparius, 243 nucleotides. NCBI's taxonomy places the organism in Eukaryota, Viridiplantae, Streptophyta, Magnoliopsida, Poales, Poaceae. The record is from the annotation of a GenBank genome assembly.